CACACUCUCUCUUUCUCACUCUGUCUGUCUCUCUCUCUGUCUCAGACACAAAAAAAGGCGUCUUCCAUUACAAGCCUCCGAGGAACAGGCGGCGAGCGUCCGUGGCAGCCAUGGCGUCGGAACCAGGCACCCAGUCAAGGGUGAUGUUUCAGACCAAAGAUGAGGAGCCCCCCCAUCGCAAGCUGGGCAAACUAACAGUGAAAUACAACCGUAAAGACCUCCAGAGGAGAUUGGACAUUGAGGAGUGGAUCGACGGGCAGCUGCACCUGCUUUACGACUGUGAGGAGGAAGAAAUUCCUGAGUUAGAGAUUGACAUUGAUGAACUUCUGGAGCUCUCAGAUGAAGAACAGAGAACCAGACUACAUGAGCUUUUGCAAGAAUGUGGAAAGCCAAAGGAGGAGUUUAUCAACGGGUUACUUUAUCGGAUGAAGGGGCUGCGCAAGAUGUCAGGGCCUCUCAAGAAAUAGUCCAAGGUCAAAAUCCACAAGCAAGAUAAUGUGGAAAAAAAAAAAUCCAUAUUCACUUGUAUAGAGUUCGAUAUCUGACAAUGGAAUUAUGUAAAAACACCACAUUUUCUUUGACAAGUUGGUCAACAUGGGAACUGUCCAUAAAUAUCAUUUUUAAAAUAUAUACUGUAUUAUCUUGUAUGUACAUUUCUGACAUUUCUUCUAGCAGACAUAGGAUUGCAUUACAUCAUACUGUAGAUCUAAGUGUACUCUCUAUUACUCCAUUUUUUUGUGACUUGUAAAUUUUUGGUUGCCUAUUUAUAUGUUUAUUGUUCUGGAAAGCAAUGUAUGUGAUCAUAAAGAAGACCCCUUUUCAAAUGUA
Messenger RNA from Tachysurus vachellii, 828 nucleotides. It is a transcript of the gene ppp1r14d, whose product is annotated as protein phosphatase 1 regulatory inhibitor subunit 14D. Gene Ontology annotation, biological process: regulation of phosphorylation. Gene Ontology annotation, cellular component: cytoplasm. NCBI's taxonomy places the organism in Eukaryota, Metazoa, Chordata, Actinopteri, Siluriformes, Bagridae. Bases 111 to 467 code for a protein of 118 amino acids. The transcript has 5 exons. The record is from RefSeq and is a predicted model, not a curated record. Gene Ontology annotation, molecular function: protein serine/threonine phosphatase inhibitor activity.